UGGGUGUGUGGGUGUGGGUGUGUGGGUGUGGUGUGGGUGGGUGUGGGGGUGUGGGUGUGGAUGCGGGUAUCCAUGCAGAUAUACACCCACACCCACACCCAUCAUAACAAGCUAUCGGAACAAACAUACCAUAUCUUAUAGGCGGCAAGACCAUGAGACCUUCCAUAGGCUAGGAAACGGCUCAAACAUUUAUUCCUCGUUCCAUUAGUUUGAUAGAUUUAUGAAGUGCAUAACGUUCAACUUUUUCACUACUGUUAGCAACAAUUAGUAACUUUCUUUUUUUUUUCUGAAGCAGACUUAGAACAUGUUCAAUUCUGUACGACCAAAUGUUAAGUUCUAUAUUGUUAAUGACUUGAACUAGUACUCAUUUGUAACAAGUAAAAUAGAAGAGUACCGGAAACUCGAGUUAGAUCUAACUAAAAGCCACCGAAAGUUUUCUUUUUUUUUGUGAACAUUACUGUUUCAUCGUUAUUCUGUUUUUCAGUAACGCACAUCGGAAAUUCUUCUUUCAACAGUCGAAAUUAGAUUGUUAUUUAUGGCCACGUCUUUUGUAGACAACGUUGAGAAUUUUUUCUGAACUGUAACACCUCUAUACAGUUCAAUAUAUCAAUCAGAAAUAACGAAGCACUAGCUCGAAUUCAUUUCAAUACCAUAGAAACAUUCGUCGUCUCCUCUUCAAGAUGAGAAUCUUAGAAAAGAUUGCUAACCCUAAUAUAGACUCAAAGUGUUUCACCGUUGAUGCGACUAAGGAUCAUUGACUGCAAGAAUUUACGGACUCGGACCUGAUCGAUUGAAAUUUGUUGCACUUGCAUCCGGUCGGUAAGACAGACCCGAUAGGAUUUAUAUGGGACAUAGACAUUGGAAUUAUUAUUCUAUUUUUUUUUCUUAAGGUUUGGAUUUAAUGCAGAUCCAUUUCAUGAUCAUUUAUUUCAUGUUUAUCGUUUCAACGUUAAUUGA
This is a messenger RNA of Rotaria sordida, 957 nucleotides long. Lineage: Eukaryota; Metazoa; Rotifera; Eurotatoria; Philodinida; Philodinidae. The record is from the annotation of a GenBank genome assembly.